AUGGCGCUAACAAACAAAUUUCACUUUUCUGGAUCUAUCAAAAGCUUGAGAUUUAGAAUUGUUGUGCGCAAAACUUCCUUCGACAUCGAGAAAGAUAAUCUCAAUUUCGAUGGUAAUGGUUUGGCGUCCCAGAUAGAAGAAACUAUAAUUGAUUGGGUAUCAUCAGAACUAGAAGGACAGAGGGAGAACAAAAUAGUAUCUUUCAAGUUUUCGGACAAAGAGUCCAACUCAACAAAACUCAGAAACAUUGGCAGAUUCCAGAAACUUUCAAAAUCAGUAUGGAAGAUGUUUACUGAUUUUAGCACGGGAGUUCAUCCGGUCACUGAAGAUAGCGUGCUCAUGAAUAGGCGUGUGUUGAGAAUAUAUUUGAAUUCCAAGGAAAAUGUUUCUGAAAAAAACUGCUUAUGGAAGAUAACGGUUCAUGAGAACACUGUAUUACAGUUUGAACCUCCCCUCUCCUCUGGUGGAGUGUCUAUUCAUGGAGAUAUAGGGGAAUGCAAGGUUGUUUUAGAGGUAAUUCAACCAGGAAGCGAGGGCUAUCAAAACACAAAUUUAUUUCCAUAUCCAAUUGUUGUUCCUAUGCAAUUAAGCGUGCCAGAAAGAAUCGAACCAUUGGAUGAUAACUGUUCCAGUUUCACAUAUCAAAUCGCAAUCGAAAAAGCGAAAUAUUUUGAUAGAGAUGGCAUUGUCAUUCAUUGGGAAGUAUUCUUUGAAAACUCUAGAGCCACAGUGGUUGGACAAACCUUUGGAAAAACAUCGAAAUGUUUUAAAAAUAAGGAAAAUAACUUCUACUUCUCGGAGCUUUUUGUUGUCACAGUUUUAAUACCUAGAAACGAACCGAACAGUUUUGCAACUUUAAAACUUCGGGUAAUAUCAGAAGAUAUUUGGGGUCGUCAAUACCUCGAAGGACUCACAUCCACUUUUUUGAUACCUACUUCAAUACGAGCUCCGAUUGAGCUCAAAACAUGGAAAACUCAACCAAAUACACCUAAUGACGAACUACAGGAAUUCUUUCUGGGUCGACUAUCGAACGAAGAAACAAACGAUCAGUACAGAACAGCUAAAGGGCAGAUUAUUUAUACGAUAUCCAAAAUUUCUUAUGAAUCUGAACAAGAAUUCUCUCGUACACCUGUUAUAUCACCAUAUCCCUUGGAACAAUGGCGGUUAAAUACGAAAGAAACUGUACAUAAAACUCAUAAUCUCAAACUUCAGAUUGAAAUCAAGCUUGUUUUGGAGAAUAAUGAAAGUAUUGAUGGAAUUCGAAGAAGCAAGAUCACAGUUAUUGAAUGUUAA
Messenger RNA from Auanema sp. JU1783, 1293 nucleotides. Lineage: Eukaryota; Metazoa; Nematoda; Chromadorea; Rhabditida; Rhabditidae. The record is from the annotation of a GenBank genome assembly.